UCAAAGCUAAACCCUACUGAAAAGUUGAACAGCUGAUGAACAUCUUCUCCAUGCUGAUCUUCCUCAUUUCUCUUAUCUUCACCUUCUUCUUAGCCUCUCAGGCUGCAACAAUUCUGGUGGAUGGUGUUUCACAGUGGAAGAAUCCCACUGUUCAUGUGGGAGACUCCAUAAUUUUCAAACACAAGUAUGGGUGCAAGCUCUACAUUUUCCAGAACAACAAGGCCUUCAAUCUCUGCAAUUUCACCCAAGCUACUAUCCUCACCAAACCAAACUCCACUUCCUAUACGUGGCACCCUUCUCGCCCUGGUUUCUUCUACUUUGCUUUCAACAAUGGCUCUCUUAAAACGUGCCAAGGCUCUCAGAAGCUCUCCAUUAAAGCAUCUCCGGCGCUGCUUCCCGGAAAAGCUACCAAAACCCCUUCACCAGAAUUGUCUCCAGAAGCGUCUCCGGCACCAACUUCGGGUGGACCAGUCGUGCCAUCUUCUCCGGCAUAUCCAUGGCCGUUUAGGCCUCGCCAGGAGGCGGUUUCGCCUGCGCCAAGUGCUAGGUCGCCGGUAACGGUGCCGAGUUUAGUGCCAGAUAAAGGUGGCGGCAUCUCUUUUAUCAACAGUAACCCUGCAGUUCCAUUGCCGACUGAUGAAGUUGAUUCUGCAACUAUUCGACCGUUGCCCACCUCUGAUCAUGGAGGACAGGCGGCGAAGGGAUUCCUUGUGGCACCACCAGCGGCGGCAGCUCCCAUGACUGUAUUUUGUGUGGCAUUUCUAGUACUGCUGUAAAAGGAGAGUAGUGAAAUUUUGUUGUAAAUUUAUUUAUAAAAAAAUUGAGUGAUUUAGAGGGUAAAGUAGGUAGGAUCAAGUGGACCAUUAGAUUAUAUUUGCGCGUGUGUGAAAGGCGAU
Hibiscus syriacus is the source of this 896-nucleotide messenger RNA. Its product is annotated as early nodulin-like protein 1. The coding region runs from base 36 to 776 and encodes 246 amino acids. Lineage: Eukaryota; Viridiplantae; Streptophyta; Magnoliopsida; Malvales; Malvaceae. The record is from RefSeq and is a predicted model, not a curated record. The transcript is spliced from 4 exons.